Molecule: messenger RNA, 2894 nt
Organism: Orbicella faveolata
Lineage: Eukaryota; Metazoa; Cnidaria; Anthozoa; Scleractinia; Merulinidae
Product: islet cell autoantigen 1-like
Biological process (GO): regulation of transport
Cellular component (GO): Golgi apparatus
Molecular function (GO): protein domain specific binding
Source: RefSeq, a predicted model, not a curated record
CACAAUUUAAUUUUUGAGCAGUUCUAGAUUCCAGAGGCGCAGUUUUAUCUUUAUACGAGGGAAUGUUCGUAUUAUUCUCUACAGAAACUAUUGCAGCGUAUAUAAAAUCAAAUUAGGGUCACGGUCGAUCGUUAGUGUGAUCUUUUUAUGUAAACUUUUGAAAAUCGCAGAAACGAGAAAAUUUUCGUCCAAGUAGAGACAACGGCUAAAACGAACCGUUUGGCAAGUAUUUUUGCGUCAUGUUUUGAUUUAGAAUCCUGUAAGCGCCCGAAGGACUUGUAAUGUUGUAUACAAAGCGAUAAACGAGCGACUAAGUUUUAAUAAAAGAAACAAGGCCAUCUAAAUAUUUUAUGUCCUUUGAAUAUGUCCACGUUCCGUGUCACUACAGAUCAUCAGGGCGAGUUGUGUGCUUAAUCAAACCUUUUUGGCUGUUGCAAUCAGUUUUUGGAUUAAAUAAGUCCAUGUUUGAAUUUUUUAACAUUUCUUUUACAAAGGUUAAACUGAAUUUUUACAGCUCAUUUAGUGUAAUGGACUCAAGCACAACCUUUCUUUCAGAAACCUCGGUAACCCUUUGUUACAGUUUUGGAAAGGCAUCUUAUUUCAUGAUAGAUUUGUCUUUUUUGUUAGGUCACUUUAAAACCUUAACUUUCGUCAGGGAGUAAACUGUUAUUUAUGAGCAUGUAAUUGCAUUUUGAUUGGAAGAAGAGAAGCAUACAGUUUUUUUUGUCAACAUGAACUUAUCAAAAUAUCAUUUCUCCUUUUUGAUUUUUUAAAAUUUUCUUCUAAUGGUUAUGAAGAGAAUUGAAAGUUUCAUCAAGGCAUUAGGACACAGUCUUGCAUAAUUCUUUAUUGUUCUUGCCUAGAAUACUAUGUUUGACAGUGCAUUGUAUUGUAUGUGUGGAGAAAUGAGAUGUUUACCGGUAAUCAUUCUUAAUCAGGAAUUAAGCGUUCCCUAGUUUUUCUCCAGGGCCCAACUGUUCAAAGGCUGGAUAACGCUAUCCGCACUGGAUAAAUCGCUACUCAGUGGAUAAGUGUUAACAAAACAAACCCUGCUAUCCACUGGAGAGUGAUUUACCUGGUGGAUCGUACCGUGUAUUAUCCACCUUUCGAACAUCCCAGGCCACAAUAAGAGUUAUGAAAAUCUCAAGCAACAUCAAGCACUGUGAUGGGCUACAGCUAAUUAUAAAUUAUGAUUGUGUUAUUAUAGUUCUCAGGCAAGUCUACCUGAAGACUUUUCAAAUGGAUUAUUGUAAGAACUACUUUAAUGAACAAUGAACUUAAGAAGAAAAAGAAAUUUAGCAUUUCUCCACAGCUUUUCAGUAGAAGUCACUUCAUGCCUAAUCAACAGUUUUCUUUUUGCUUUUCAAGGUUCGCAGGAAUCAAGUUUUGCCAGUUUGUAUCAAAGUAGGAACUGAUUGAAAGCUGUUUAUAAUGAACAGUUCUUAUCAGCAAGUGUCGCAAGACCCAGAUGAAAGUGAUGAUCGUCACAGAUCUUACCAACCAUACCACGAUGAUGAGGAGGGUUAUGAAGGAAACUGUGGUUAUAACUACGGCUACAAUCCCUAUCGGCUGCCAUCUGGGGGAAUCAAAGGAAAAGUGGAGCAGAAAUACUGGCAUACAAAACAAACUGUGAUCCAAAAAUUAGGAAAGGAACAAGAUAGUUAUGUUGUAGCAGGAGACUCUGAAGUUGAUGCGCGUCUUGAAGCUUUUAGACACAUACAAAAGACUUGUAUGGACAUACUGAAGGCAGUCGAAAUCUAUCAAAACAGGAUAUUUGCUUUGUCUCAAGAUGAGAAUGAAAUGGGUCGUUUUCUGCGAGAGCAAGGUUCCCAGGAUAAAUCCAAAGCUGGAAAGAUGAUGAUUGCUGUAGGCAAGGCCCAGAGUUACUCUGCUCAACAAAGGUUGAGUCUUAGAACUCCUCUUGUGAGGCUGUAUCAAGAGGUUGAAACCUUCCGAUACCGUGCCAUCUCGGAUACUUUCCAGACAGUUAAUCGAAUGGAACUGGCAAGAACAGACUACAGAGCUGGCCUCUUGUGGAUGGCUAAUAUAUCUAAAGAACUGGAUCCUGAAGAAUAUAAGAGAUUAGACAAAUUUAGAGAGGUUCAAGGGCAGGUUCGGAAGGGAAAAAAGAAAUUUGAAAAGCUGAAGGUUGAUGUUAUGCAGAAGAUAGAUCUUUUGUCUGCAAGUAGGUGCAACUUACUAUCAAGUACACUCGCUGCGUACCAGCAGGCGCUGCUAAAAUUUUGGGAGAACACUUCUCGGACUAUGACUCAAGUAUCUGAACAGUUCAAAGGAUUACCGACAUACCAGUUUCAGAUGUUAAAAAGCCUCAAUCCUCUAACCCUUGAUGGUAGUGACAAGGAAAAGGAUGAAGAAGGAAAAGAAGAAAAGCAGGACAAAGAAUCUGAUGAAGGCAAAAAGGAGUUGAGAAACGGCGAUGAAAAGAAGGAAACAUCUAAGGAAGAUGACGAUGACCAGCUAAUAUCAUUGGAUCAUUCUCCAUUAGAGGAGAAGAAUUCGGCAGCGGCAGCGGCAGCAGGCAAUAAGAAUGAUAAUGACGACGAUGAUGAGUCGCUUCUAGAAACAGAUUUGCUUGGGGAUGAUGAAGUGUCCAAUGGAAAUAUUGAUAAGAAUGACAAGCCAGGUGCUUUUAUAGAUUUGCUGGGCGAUGAUGAUUUACUUCCACCAAAACAUCAAUCUGCUACAGAUGACCUUCUUUCAUCCUUUGAGAGUCCUCCAAACAGUAAUGGUCUCAAAAGUCAUGAUUCAAUCAUGCCACCCAGCUAUGAGGCAGCAAAGCAAAUUCCAGCUUCUGGUAUGUAAUACAUCAAACACGAAAGACUGUGUUUGACCACAUUUCCAAGCACCGAGAAGAGAGUUGAAAAUAUGACAUG